This is a messenger RNA of Talaromyces stipitatus ATCC 10500, 3567 nucleotides long. RefSeq names its product 1-phosphatidylinositol-4,5-bisphosphate phosphodiesterase Plc1, putative. Bases 1 to 3567 code for a protein of 1188 amino acids. Gene Ontology annotation, biological process: phosphatidylinositol-mediated signaling; lipid metabolic process. The record is from RefSeq and is a predicted model, not a curated record. The transcript has a single exon. Gene Ontology annotation, molecular function: phosphatidylinositol-4,5-bisphosphate phospholipase C activity; calcium ion binding. Lineage: Eukaryota; Fungi; Ascomycota; Eurotiomycetes; Eurotiales; Trichocomaceae.
AUGAAUUCCACAACUUCCUCUUCUUCCGGCAAUAAUAGCGUCUCGUCUAAAUUGUCAACGUCUUCGCUGGCCCGGGGCCCGAAAUUGCAGAAUGUUCUCACGUCAGCAUCUUUUGGCAUUGCUGCCAAUAUCAAUACUGCUUUUUCCGCCGCCUCAUCAGUCCCUUCGAGCGCUAUCACUUCUUCCACAACAACAUCUACUCCUACCACCGCUACUACCACCACGUCAACCAGUCCUACUUUUGCUCCUCGAACUAGUUUCUCUAAUGCUUCAAGCCCCGCUGGAACACCUUAUAUGCUUGCUACUGACAGCAGUCGUGGUCGUUACCUCCAAAGCACAUUGGCAUCGCCGGCUCCCCUCGAGUUGGACGAGUCCCUUGACAACAUGAUGGCUGUAAACAGCAUUCCUUCUGUUCCGCCCCAACCCAUUGAUCAAGUCCCCAUUACAGCAAAGGGAACUACAGGCCUGAUGCGCAGGAUCUCUCGAGGCGCAGCAAAUAAAUUAACGAGACGUCGUCAAUCGUCCACCCAACGUGACAAGCGAGAGAGGAGCUCCGGCCCUGUCAUCAUGCGAAGACGAAGUGACAGCAAGACUCAUCCUCUCACCGGUCGAGAAAGUACUCUAGAUUGGAGUUUCGACGACGAAGAUAACGACCUUUAUGAGCCAUUUAACAGCGGCUGGGCUGGCUCCGAAGCGACCAGCAUCAGCAGUGAUCUCCCUGGCACUAUUCUGCCUCGUGAAGCCGGUGUUGUGGCUCCUAAAGUCGAUUCUGUACUUCAGCGUGGCACAUUACUUACCAAGGUCACCAAGAAAAAGAAAAAGCAAGUUCGCUUCUUCUUGGACCUUGAAGCCGCAAAAGUACGAUGGGAUUUGUCUAACCCUUCCAAAAGGUUCUAUAUUGAUGAUAUCAAACAAAUACACGUUGGUGCAGAUGCUCGCAACUAUCGUGAGGAGUAUCAGGUUUCAGCUGAAGCCGAAAGCCGAUGGAUUACAAUCGUCCUCCACGACCCCGAUCGAUCAAAGGGGUCGUCCAAGUUCAUGCACCUCAUUACCCCUGAUGACUAUACUUUGGAACUCUGGACCGCUACUCUUGAGCAUGUCAUGCGUUACAGGAUUGGUCUAAUGACCGGACUUACAGGAUCCAGUCAGAGCGAAUCUUCACUACGUAACAGCUGGCAGCGCGAGAUAUCUAGAAUGCACUCAAAUAAACUGCAACCUGCGGAAACCGAAUUCUUGGACCUACCUGCCAUUGAGUCUGUCUGCCAAAGUCUGCAUAUCAAUUGCUCAAAAGAUAUGCUUCGCGCUCAAUUUGCCAAAGCUGAUGUCACAGGGAAAGGUAACUUGAAUUAUUCAGAAUUCAAGGAGUUCAUUGCUGGUCUGAAAGAGCGCAAAGAUUUGAAACAACUAUAUAAACAGCUUGCAUUGAGCAACCCUGAAGAAGGUCUGAGUCUUGACGAGUUUCUCGAAUUCCUUCGCGUUGUUCAACGGGAAGAUAUCAUUCGUGAUAGGGAUUACUGGUCGUCGAUCUUUGAGAGGGUUGUACGUCGAACUCGUGCUAGAGCAAACAGUCUGCCGGAGCCUUCAGACACCAAUCUCCCACGAAUGAACUUGGAUGCUUUGACAUCCUUCCUCCAGUCAGAAGCAAACGGCAUAUACUCUUCUCAUGCGCCUGAAUCUCGCUUUGAUCGUCCGUUGAACGAAUAUUUCAUUUCCAGUUCACAUAAUACCUACCUUCUCGGUCGCCAGGUAGCUGGGGCCUCGAGCACAGAAGCUUAUAUUACUGCUCUUCAACAGGGAUGCCGCUGUGUUGAAAUCGACUGUUGGGACGGGUCUGACGGUCGUCCCAUUGUUUCACAUGGACGUACCUUAACGACUAGUGUCUUAUUCGCUGAUUGCAUCACUGUGAUCAACCGAUACGCCUUUAUUUCUUCUGACUUUCCUCUGAUCCUGUCACUAGAAGUCCAUUGCAAUCCGGAACAGCAAUUCGCAAUGGUGAAGAUCAUGAAGGAGACAUUUGGAGAGCAGUUGAUUCUCGAGCCUCUACUUACCAACUGUGCAAUACUCCCGUCACCAGAGGAGCUAAAGAACAGGAUUUUAGUCAAAGUCAAAACUUGCGAUGAGCCGCAGAGCAGCUUUCUCCCUGAGGAAGUCCCUACGAAAAGCAGUUUUCAUGGUCGCAAGCGAAGCUCCAGUACCCCGUUCUUAAGAAGCACAGGCUACGAAAGCCUUCACGGCGCCGCCGGUAUUCCACUCUCGAGUCCUCCAUCAAUCGGGCCACCAUUAGACACAAGCAUGCCAAUGCCCGUAAUUGCCCCAGGACGUCGUUCGGGAACAACCACUAGCCUGAGCAGUGCCACAGAGGAUAGCGAUAGUGCACUGAUCAACGCCAAUAGAGAGAAGAAACGGCGCCAACGAAGCAAAAUCACUAAGCCGCUGUCUGAUCUCGGUGUCUAUACGCGCGGUUACAAGUGGCACAGCUUUGCUGCUCCCGAGAGCAAGCAAUACAAUCACGUCUAUUCAUUUGCAGAACGGGCUUACGAAAGUGUGUGCCGUGACGCCGAGAGUAAAGCCCUGUUUGAGAUUCACAACAGACGUUUCCUCACGCGAGUCUACCCGUCAGCCUUCCGCUUAAAGUCAUCUAACUUCGAUCCGACGUCGUUCUGGCGGAGCGGCGUUCAAAUGGCCGCCCUCAACUGGCAGACGUACGAUAUUGGCAUGCAGAUGAAUCAGGCAAUGUUUGCUGCUGGCACUGAUCGUACUGGCUAUGUGCUCAAACCUGAGGCGUUCCGUCGGCCUGCUUCCGCGCUAGAUGCAUUCAGUGAAGGGAAACUCGCUACUACAGAGCGGGAAAUUGUUCGAUUGUCUGUUGAUAUCAUUUCAGCUCAGCAGCUCCCACGACCACGAAGCAUGGGACCAGACGACAAUAUCAACCCAUAUAUCGAAGUUGAGAUGUAUUCAGCUGAUGAUCGUGGACAGUGCGUUGCCCUUGGUGGCGGCGGACAAGACGUAUCGGCUCGUAAUGGCAUGUCUGGAUUAGGGCUACCGCAUCGCCGUCGAACCAAGAUCGAGGCAAGCAACGGGUUUAGUCCAGUGUUCAAUGAGAAGCUGUGGUUGGCUGUUGAGACCAAAUAUCCCGAUCUUGUCUUUAUUCGUUGGACGGUUUGGAGCUCACCUGAUGGACGUACUGGUGGAAGCAGCAGUGCUAUUCAGCUUGCCAGCUUUACUGCAAAAUUCAGCAGUCUGUCUCAAGGCUAUCGGUAUCUCCCAUUAUAUGAUGACAGCGGAGAUCAAUACUUGUUCUCUACGUUGUUCUGCCGAAUCACCAAGGAGGAAUUAGUACCAGUCCAGCGCUUGGACCUGGACGAACUCAAGGCCGAGCGAAAAGGACUGUUACAACAGAUCAGUCAGACUGUCAAACGAACUCGCUCCAAAGACCGUGAUCGAGCUAUGAAAACCGGUGCUGACCGAGUUGAUUCUGAGUCUAUACGAAGCAAAGAUUAUUCUCCGUUCUUAAGACCCGUGGGGUCUGCAUCACCGACAAUUCCACCAUUGAAUGCACUUUCUUAA